CAAGAAACAAAACGGAAAAUGUAUUCAAACAACAUUACGACGUAGUCGAAACUGACAAAUAUUAUUUUGUUGGGAAUUUUGCAAUACAUGUUCAUAAAUGUGUAAUAAAAGUAAUACCUGUUAGGUAAAUAAAACAAUGACUGAUUCAACGAACGGUGUCGUGAAAAAAAACAAUGAACGAUAAUGCAUGAAUCUAGAAUAUAUAGACGAAUAUAUGUUACCUCAAUAACCAUACUUUAAACACGCGUAACAUGGCGCAAAUACAAUCGUCGGGUGCUGAUGGACUGCCAAAACAUUUUGUUGCCGCCAUGCGUACACUGUUUGAUAUUAUGGACGAUCAAAAUACAGGCUUUGUCAAAUUUUCGGACAUUGAGGGUAGAUGGCAAGACGAUGGGACACAAGGUCUUCCAAAAGGUGUUUUAGACAGUCUUAAGAAAGUUACGCCGUCAAAUGGUUUACUAUCUUUCGAAAGGUUCUGCACAGGACUGAAAAUUUGUUUAUUGCAAAUUCAAGCAGACUCCGACACCAAGAAACACAAUGGCCAACCGAACAGGCCACCGUCUGCGCCGAUUCUCAUUCCAGACAGUCAAAGUAAGACAACAUGGACAUCUCCGAAUACAGCGACUAUAAGACCAAAUAAUGCUAUAUCGCAACAACGUACCUUAAGUAUGCCACAGUUAAUAGCAGGUCGUAAAGAUGGUAAUACGCAAUUAGAGUUGAUGGAUGGUAAAACUGGUGCUGAAUCAAAAUUGAAUAAAGCGUAUGGACCUCCUAAACCUCCGAGAACUGGUGCUGCAUUGGAAGCGAGGAACAUUAAUUCAGACAGAAAUUUUGAUAAAUCUGAAAUUAGAACUGUAUUACAAAAUUGGCAGAUGGGUUUGUUAAUGAACGACGAUAAAACUAUAGAAAAACGACAGUUACCAGCAGUAAACUAUAGAUCAGAUACCAGAACAUUGUUGAGACCAACUCGCGUAUUGGGGGAUGGUAAAGCAGUCGAUUUGCAAAAUAAUCAAGUCGGCCUUCAACCUAAAAAAACAUUAAAUCGACGUAGAGAACCCAGACGUCAUACGUUGCAGAAUGGUAUUGAUUACAAUAUGAUGAAGAGAAUGAAACAAAUUGAACAAGAGAAAGAUGUAUUGCUUCAAGGCCUAACUGCGGUUGAUAAAGCUAGGGAAUGGUAUUUGAAACAAAUCUCUGCUACUCAAGAAAAAAUUAAACAUCUUGGACGUAUGGGAUCUCAUGUGGAACAAUGGACAGAAGCACAACAAGAACGUUUAGAAUUGCAACGUGCCCGAGUGCUAGAAGUCAAUAGACAUUUGGCAGCAUUAAUAUGCAGCUGGGAACGCGGCGGGCUUCCUCUUCAUAUGAAUCUUGCCUUUCUUAGUACUCCAACAUCGACGCAGCUUCAACAGGAUAUGCUUUCUAGGCUUAAACAACAAAAUCAUAGAUUAACAGAAGAAGUUAGUAAAAAAAGCCAACGUAUAGCAAUACUUGAACAAGAAAAGGAUAACUUGGUACGAGAAUUAUACAAUAGGCAAAGUGGUAUGGUCCAGUCUCGGAGAGCAACAAUGAUCCAUGAACAUGAUCAAACAUUCAUGUAAGAAUAUAAAUAAAUUAAUCGGUGAUCGUAAAGUGGAUUUGCGAUUGAAGACAUACAUAAUGGAUUUUUAUGUAAAAUAUCAAAUAUACGUGCAUUCCGAAACCGAAUGAAGGAGUACCUAUAUUCAAACUUCAAGUUAAGUUUGUAAAGUAUUUGUUAAAUAUUCACGACAUUAAUACUUGAAUCUAGUUAUAUAAUGUAAACAAAGUGCUUUUAAAAUUUUUCAUAAUCCGUCCAAAAAUCUAAAGAUUAUGUUUCCUUCAAUAAAUUAUUAUUCUAAGUAAUAAACUGCCUUGACCCAAUUUUUAAUUCUAUCGCAACACGAUAAUCUCAAUUUACACUUACAAUUCAACGAUUAAUAUUACAUACUUGAAACUGAUUGCCGUUAUUUUACAAACAAACAUUUUGAUAAGGAAAUUGUUCAAACUAAUUAUACGCGUUUCGCGAUCUCCGCUAUAUCUACUUCCGUACUAUGCAAUACCAAAUCUUAUUGAACUAUAAAACAUGAUAUGCGUUCUUAAUCGUUCGAUGUUUCUAUUCAAGUAAAAUUUACUGCCAUAUUGAAAUAUUUUAAAAAAUAU
Messenger RNA from Colletes gigas, 2181 nucleotides. RefSeq names its product suppressor APC domain-containing protein 2. The record is from RefSeq and is a predicted model, not a curated record. NCBI's taxonomy places the organism in Eukaryota, Metazoa, Arthropoda, Insecta, Hymenoptera, Colletidae. Bases 252 to 1601 code for a protein of 449 amino acids. The transcript has 5 exons.